AUGUUCCUUGUGUUCUCUCUGAUGGCUGGGGCCUGGGGCUACCUGUGCUGGAAGGAGCGCCACAAUGUGCACAACAUCCACUACCUCAUGAUGGUCCUCAUCGUCUUCAGAGCUCUGACCUACCUUGCUGAGGCGGGCAUGCAGCACUACCUGCGUGUCACUGGCGACCCCUCUGGCUGGAACAUUGCUUUUUACAUCUUCACCUUCUUCCGUGGCAUUAUGUUCUUCACUGUGCUGGUCUUGAUCGGCACAGGCUGGUCAUACGUUAAGCCAUUCGUUGGCGAGAAGGAGAAGAAAAUCCUUGUGGUUGUAAUACCCCUGCAGGUGUUUGCCAACAUUGCCAUCAUCUUCUUGGACGAGGCCUCCCCUGUGCGGGUGUCUUGGUUUGAAUGGAAGGACAUGUUCCACCUGGUGGACAUCAUGUGCUGUUGUGCGAUCCUCUUCCCCAUUGUCUGGUCGAUCAAGCACUUGCGCGAGGGGGCAGAGACUGAUGGCAAGGCAGCUGUCAAUGUAGAGAAACUGACUCUCUUUCGCCAGUUCUACGUAAUGGUGGUGGUGUACAUCUACUUCACCCGGAUCAUAGUGUACCUGCUGCAGAACACACUGCCAUUCGAACACCACUGGAUGAGCAACGCAGCCAAGGAGAUUGCCACCCUCACGUUUUACUUGCUGGUGGGAAUGAAGUUCAGGCCACACAGUGAGAACAAAUACUUCAAGCUUGCGUCUGACGCUGCUGUUUGA
Ostreobium quekettii is the source of this 741-nucleotide messenger RNA. NCBI's taxonomy places the organism in Eukaryota, Viridiplantae, Chlorophyta, Ulvophyceae, Bryopsidales, Ostreobiaceae. The record is from the annotation of a GenBank genome assembly.